UAAUCUAAUGAUAGUUGUAAUAGCUUUCAUGAUACAUGAAUGUGUUUAUUUAAGAAGUAAUGCUUUUACGUGAAUCAUUCGAGUAAGUAGUUUCAAAUGGAGAGUGGUUCUUUUAAUGACCGAACGAUAAUCAAUUAUUCAUUACGGUUAAUUAUUUGUGAAUUAUUUAUCGAUUUGUGCAUUAAAGUAGCGAAGGAAGAGAAAAAACCACCACCCUUAAGCGAAAAUCAAACGAAAAAUCUAUUUUAGAAGUUGUUGAGUACGGUGGGUUUAGUUGGCAUGUUAAUCCGGCCCUGAGAACCACUUGACUCGCCUUUAUCAGCUUUUCGAUACAGGUAUAGAUUGCGUGAAUAAUAAUGAUAAUAAUAUUGUAGAAAAGAAAUUGUGCUUUCGUGUCGAGUUUCCAGUUUAAUUAUUGUUUAUGCACGGUGCGUUGUUUUUAUUUGCGUGGAGAGAGAGAUGUUCGUGUAGCGCUUAACCAAACACUACUUAGAACAUAAGAGUCGUUUAAUACAAACAAAACUUAAUUCAAAAUAAUUGUUGAGACUGAGAAACCGUCCAAUGUCUAAUUAGGGCCUAAGUAGUUAGAGAAAAGAAAAAAAAAUGAUUGGUCCCUCGUCGCAGAUCAGCAAGCUACUGCUUACGCUGUUGCUUUUGCUGAUGGUUUGGUAUAUUUAUAUGGAUGUUAACUUAUACAUGAGAGUUCAAAACUACCCGAUAGACCGGGGAAGCAUCUACGACAACGUCACGUUCAGUUAUAGUGAUGUGGCCUGGAUAAGUUGCGACAUUAAUCCGCUUUGCGAUGUAACCGUGAAGGCCCUACUGCUUGACCAUACUAACCAUUAUCUGUUCUCGCCGCUCGCCGUCAUCGUCGACAAUUUGUUGAAGAUUGACGAUGUCCUUUGGAUCACGCCCAACAUGAUUAGCUUUUUUCAUGUUUUCGUGGCGAUCCUAAGCGCCAAAUGCAUUUCGAGCGAUAGCCUCGCUUACAGGCGAAUCGGCGUGUUGCUCUUCGAGGUGAGAACGUUCUUGGACGAUAUGGACGGGCACGUGGCCAGAGCGAGGAAGCACAUAAAGGGCGAGAGAUCCGAAGUGGGUACAGCAGGUUAUUACAUCGACGGCAUCUGCGACGGUCUCGGUUGUAUUGCAUUGAUGAUAGGGGCCUUCGUGUUCCUCAAGAGCAAUCCGCCUAGAAGAGGAUAUAUGCAGCUACCCACGACGGCAUCGCCGAGUGAGAAAGAGAAGGACACGAUGGUGUACAAAGCGAAGGUGACCACGAAGAAGGUAGUCAUCAAGAUCGUGUGCUACUCGAUUCAGUUAAUCAUCAGUUCGGCAGCUUGGAACCGGUACAUAGCACUGUAUCAAACGCUACUCGAAUCCAACGACGUCAACUUGGAUACGUACAACAGACAGACAAUAGUUUACCAAAGUUCUGUGUUCUUCAGCGUCGCCUGGCUGUGGAGGAUAUUCAAUGUUCAUAAUCUGUUGCAUUGCCUUUUGUUGGCCGUAUUUUGUGAUAAGUUGUGGGAAUUCCUGAAAGCCAUUCAGUAUGCCGGCUUCGGCGUUCUUCUCGGAGCCAUCUGCGUUGCCGAAAUCCACGUAGCCGACGUCAAAGAUUUUAUAUACAGAAGGAUCGUAUCCUUCUGAGAGUCGACUACGUCUCCUCCUCCACUUCAUCUUGCCAAUCGUUGUGUAUUUUCCGUUGCAUUAAUUGUUUAAUUUAAUUUAAUCCCAUGGUGAAUAAUCAUUAAGUAAUAUUUGUAACUUUUUAAUGAUUACUGAGUUAUUAGUAUUAUAGAUGAUUUACUGUCUUGUUAAAUAAAACUGUGUACAUAUUGUUAACAUUAUAAUAUGUGGAAAUGAUCUAUUAUAUUUGUUAAAUAUAUAUAUAAGAAUUACAUGAAAACUAAAUUAAUCCGAAUCCGAAUUCGCACAAUAAACAACAUAAAAUCAUAUACAAUAUCACUCUAAUGUGAAGAAUCAAUUGAGAAAACUAGAAAAAUGAAACACAUUUGGACUUUUACACAUUCAAUAUAUACAUUUAGAAAUCUUGUAAAAAAAAGCUAACAAAAAUAUAUUGAUUAUACACUUUUGACUGACACUGCAUAUGAUUCUUCAUAAAAACAUCAACAAUAA
Messenger RNA from Nicrophorus vespilloides, 2136 nucleotides. RefSeq names its product ceramide phosphoethanolamine synthase (gene Cpes). Gene Ontology annotation, molecular function: phosphotransferase activity, for other substituted phosphate groups. The transcript is spliced from 2 exons. Lineage: Eukaryota; Metazoa; Arthropoda; Insecta; Coleoptera; Silphidae. Gene Ontology annotation, cellular component: membrane. Gene Ontology annotation, biological process: phospholipid biosynthetic process. The record is from RefSeq and is a predicted model, not a curated record. Bases 604 to 1647 code for a protein of 347 amino acids.